Messenger RNA from Pseudozyma flocculosa PF-1, 2505 nucleotides. RefSeq lists its product as uncharacterized. The transcript has 3 exons. Bases 1 to 2505 code for a protein of 834 amino acids. Gene Ontology annotation, molecular function: ATP binding; polyubiquitin modification-dependent protein binding; ATP hydrolysis activity. The record is from RefSeq and is a predicted model, not a curated record. Gene Ontology annotation, biological process: mitotic spindle disassembly; autophagosome maturation; retrograde protein transport, ER to cytosol. NCBI's taxonomy places the organism in Eukaryota, Fungi, Basidiomycota, Ustilaginomycetes, Ustilaginales, Ustilaginaceae. Gene Ontology annotation, cellular component: nucleus; cytosol; VCP-NPL4-UFD1 AAA ATPase complex.
AUGUCUGACCCCGCUCCUUCGAACCCGGCCGCUCCGGCGCCGCCGGCUGACAACAAGGACGAGACGGCCACCGCCAUCCUUCGCCAGAAGAAGUCGCCCAACCGCCUCUUUGUCGAGGAGUCGACGACAGACGACAACUCGGUGGCGUGCCUCUCUGCCGAAAAGAUGGAGGAGCUCGGCCUCUUCCGCGGCGACACCAUCCUGAUCCGCGGCAAGAAGCGCCGGGACACGGUCCUCAUCUGCCUGACCGAUGAGAACACCGAGGAGUCCAAGAUCCGCCUCAACAAGGUUGCGAGAAACAACCUGCGCGUCAAGCUGGGCGACCUCGUCACCGUCCACGCCUGCCACGACAUCAAGUACGGCAAGCGCAUCCACGUGCUGCCCUUUGACGACAGCAUCGAAGGCCUCACCGGCAACCUCUUUGACGUCUACCUCAAGCCCUACUUCCUCGAGGCCUACCGCCCCGUCCGCAAGGGCGACACGUUCACCGUACGCGGCGGUAUGCGCGCCGUCGAGUUCAAGGUCAUCGAGACGGACCCCGCAGAGUUCUGCAUCGUCGCGCAGGAUACCGUCAUCCACACCGAGGGCGACCCGGUCAAGCGCGAGGACGAGGAGGCCAACCUUGCCGACGUCGGCUACGACGACAUUGGCGGUUGCCGCAAGCAGAUGGCCCAGAUCCGCGAGAUGGUCGAGCUGCCGCUGCGACACCCGCAGCUCUUCAAGGCCAUCGGCAUCAAGCCCCCGCGCGGCGUGCUCAUGUUCGGCCCGCCCGGUACCGGUAAGACGCUGAUGGCGAGGGCGGUGGCCAACGAGACCGGCGCCUUCUUCUUCCUCAUCAACGGUCCCGAGAUCAUGUCCAAGAUGGCCGGAGAGUCCGAGUCGAACCUGCGCAAGGCGUUCGAGGAGGCCGAGAAGAACUCGCCCGCCAUCAUCUUUAUCGACGAGAUCGACUCGAUCGCGCCGAAGCGUGAGAAGACCCAGGGCGAGGUCGAGCGUCGUGUCGUGUCGCAGCUCCUCACCCUCAUGGACGGCCUCAAGGCGCGCUCCAACAUCGUCGUCAUGGCCGCCACCAACCGCCCCAACUCGAUCGACCCGGCGCUCCGACGAUUCGGACGAUUUGACCGCGAGGUCGACAUCGGCAUCCCCGACCCGACUGGCCGUCUCGAGAUCCUCCGCAUCCACACCAAGAACAUGAAGCUCGCCGAUGACGUCGACCUCGAGCAGAUCGCCGCCGAGACUCACGGCUACGUCGGCUCCGACGUCGCCGCCCUCUGCUCCGAGGCCGCCAUGCAGCAGAUUCGAGAGAAGAUGGACCUCAUCGACCUCGACGAGGACACGAUCGACGCCGAGGUGCUCGACUCGCUGGGCGUCACGAUGGAGAACUUCCGCUUCGCCCUCGGCAUCUCGAACCCCUCGGCGCUGCGCGAGACGGUGGUCGAGGUGCCCACCACCACCUGGUCCGACAUCGGCGGCCUCGACAAGGUCAAGCAGGAGCUGCAGGAGACGGUGUCGUACCCCGUCGAGCACCCCGAAAAGUUCCUCAAGUACGGCAUGUCGCCGUCCAAGGGUGUCCUCUUCUACGGCCCGCCCGGUACCGGUAAGACGCUGCUGGCCAAGGCCAUCGCCAACGAGUGCCAGGCCAACUUCAUCUCGAUCAAGGGUCCCGAGCUGCUCACCAUGUGGUUCGGUGAAUCCGAGGCCAACGUGCGCGACGUCUUUGACAAGGCGCGGGCUGCCGCGCCCUGCGUCAUGUUCUUUGACGAGCUCGACGCCAUUGCCAAGUCGCGCGGUGGCUCGGCCGGCGACGCUGGCGGUGCCGGUGACCGUGUCAUCAACCAGAUCCUCACCGAGAUGGACGGCGUCAACUCGAAGAAGAAUGUCUUUAUCAUCGGCGCCACCAACCGACCCGACCAGAUCGACCCGGCCAUCCUGCGUCCCGGCCGUCUGGACCAGCUGAUCUACAUCCCGCUGCCCGACGAGCCCUCGCGCCUGUCGAUUCUCAAGGCGACGCUCAAGAAGUCGCCCAUCUCCAAGGAGGUCGACCUCAGCUUCCUCGCCAAGCACACGCACGGCUUCUCGGGUGCCGACCUGGCCGAGAUCUGCCAGCGCGCCGCCAAGCUGGCCAUCCGCGAGUCGAUCGAGGCCGACAUCAAGCGCGAGCGCGAGCGCGCCCAGAAGGACGAGGACGGCGAGGUCAAGAUGGAGGAGGACGCCGGCGCCGCCGCCGCCGGGGCCGUCGAAGAGGAGGACCCGGUGCCCGAGAUUACGCGCGAGCACUUUGAGGAGGCGAUGCGCUUUGCGCGCCGCUCGGUGUCGGACGGCGACAUCCGCAAGUAUGAGCUGUUUGCGCAGAACCUGCAGUCGGCGCGCAGCUUUGGCACCUCGUUCCGCUUCCCCGAGGAGGGCGGCGCGAGCAGCAACGCGGGCGCGGGAGGUGCCGGCGGCUCGGGUGGCGGAGCGGCGUUUGGCAACGACGACGCCGGCGACGACGACCUGUACGCCUAA